UACAGGUGUUAGAGAUUAUGUCAUUCAUCUUUGAUUUUUAAGUGACCUGAUUAGUGAAAAAUUUGUGUUUGCAAAAUUGAACUUGUACCAUCAUGAAGAGUUUCAAAAGUUUGAACGUGAUCCUUGUGUUGUUGGGCUUGUGUUUGCGAUUAACGACUGCAAGGCCACAAGAUGUUAAGGUCGAGAUUCGACAUCCCGAGGAAUUAACUGAAGCUACAAUUGUUGGAGAAUCAAAGGUAUAUGGACUCAUCAGCAACGAAUCCGAGGGAAAGGAAGCCAAACUUGAGAAGGAAGAUUUCGACUCAAAGAUACUGUCCUUUUUCGAUAACAUUCAGAAGAAGGUGUCCGAUUUCACGAAGGUUGAUCCAGUGGUCGACAAAGCCAAACCGGAAGAUUACGAAAAGAACCCAAUUGAAGACUACGAGGGUCUUCGAAAUGGCAUCGUGCAAGUCGUUGAUUUUCUAGCUAAGCAACUGAACUCCGCACUUGAGGCCCCGCAAAAGUUGUACAAGAAAACUAACAAGGCGAUCACCAAAUCCCUCAACGAUCUUGGAAAUAAACUAGUCGGACUGGAGUGAACAGAAAGAGAGGCUGAAUUUAGUUUAUAAGGAGUAUAUUUCUUCAUCAUUUAUCAUUGUACAUGCAUUUUCACUUUUGUAAAUAUGGAAGCUACUUUGGAAUGCGUUCGUCAUUUCGCA
Molecule: messenger RNA, 698 nt
Organism: Uranotaenia lowii
Lineage: Eukaryota; Metazoa; Arthropoda; Insecta; Diptera; Culicidae
Exons: 4
Coding region: 93-578 (161 amino acids)
Source: RefSeq, a predicted model, not a curated record